Capsicum annuum is the source of this 933-nucleotide messenger RNA. RefSeq lists its product as uncharacterized. Bases 270 to 704 code for a protein of 144 amino acids. The record is from RefSeq and is a predicted model, not a curated record. NCBI's taxonomy places the organism in Eukaryota, Viridiplantae, Streptophyta, Magnoliopsida, Solanales, Solanaceae. The transcript is spliced from 2 exons.
UUUAUUCAUCACCAAUGACAAAGACAACUCCCACAAGCUGUAUCACUCCAUUUUUGUUACUAUAUACCGAUAGUGUAAACAAUUUUCUUUACUAUCAAUAACAUAUCGAACUUUUUUCCUGAUAUAAUCGUCGGAACACACAACAACACAUAGUAAAAGAAGAAUCACUCCCAAUUAGGAGUUUUUCCAUUUACAGGGUUUCGCGUAACGAUCGAUCAUCAGAAGGUGAAACGAUCCUCUAUCUAUCCGCAGUAGCUCAACUUUCAGAAAUGGCAUCCAAGCAAAUUCCUUACCAAAAACUCAAACAAGAAAGCAGCUACUUCGAUGAAGAGGAUAUCGACUUAAUACACCUGAGAGAAAAGGUGAUUGGAAAAAUCAGGAAAAAACCAUCUUCGUUCUGGAACAUCAAGUUCAGAAAAGUGCACCUGAGGAAGCGAUUGAGGAUUAAGGUACCUAGCUUGAAGAAAUUCUUAAGGAGAAAAGCUAGAUUCAUCGCGACCGCAUUGGCUAAAACUUUGAAGAGGUUGAAGGAAAGUCAGUCACAUUUUAGUGAUCUCUUUGCUGGGAACUACAUGUUUAUGCAGAUCAAUCCAACUCCGUUGAAAAUUUAUGCACAAAAUCACAAAUCUCAGAAUCUGAAAGCCAGAGCUGAUCACUUCCAUAGUGGAUUCACAUCAUUAGGUUCUGCUACGUAUUCAUUUUAGUAUGGAUUAAUUAGUUUGUAUGCGUUUUGUUCUUCCAAGUAUCUUCAGAUCGGCAGGUAAUUUUCUUAAGACUUCAUGGGAAAAGGUUCGAAAAUUUGCAUCCAGUGUAAUCCCGCAAGUGGGGUCUGGAGAGAAUAGUGUAUACGUAGACCUUAAUGCUACCUUUCCCUGUCUCUACAAAACAAAAAUAUUAGUUUUACCUUAUAAUACUUUGGAAUCAUUUACAAUA